AUGGUACAACAUUUACCCUCCGAAUUGUUACAAAAAAUAUUUUCCUAUUUUUCACCAGAAGACAUUAAAAUUCUUCACGCCUGCAUUCUUGUUAACCGUCAAUGGUGCAGAAAUGCUGUCGCCUUACUGUGGCUGAAUCCUUUCCUGACUUCUUCUUCUCCAAAGAUUAUUUCAACUUAUGUAUCUUUUCUUAGCGAUGAUGUAAAGAAGAAUGUGGGCAUCAGGGAAUCAGAGUACUGCGGUCAUUCUCUUUUUGACUAUCCGGCAUUUCUCAGAGAGUUCGAUUUUAAAUGUGUGAAUCGAGCAGUUUCAGCAUGGCUUCUGAGUAGAAAACCACUGAAAGAGAAAAAUAUGUGCGAUUCAAGUGACAAAAGCGACAAUGCAAAAUCAUUAUCGACGUCCUUACUUCUCUUUCAAGAAAUUUGCAAAGUCUUAUUAACUCGAUCUCGGCACAUAAGCAGCUUCACCAUUGAUGUGACUGAAUUUGAUCCAUCCGCAGAUUUAUUAUAUCAGACCAUCAACUUAUGUGAAAUAAACCUAUCGCGAUUGGGAAACCUCGUUCUCUCGGGAAACUUCAAUAAGUCACGCGUUCUAUGUGCAUUCGAUAAGGUAUCCCGAAACAUUCGUUCGCUCACCAUUGCUGAGGAUACUCGAAAUGGUCCAUCCACCGAGGUAGUGACGCCGAUGCAACCUAUGGCUGAUUUCAUUACAGCGCAGCACCGAUUGACCGAAUUUACGCUGGAACAGUGUAUUCACUUUACCGAUAUCUUACCGGCAUUGACGACCCAGGAGGCUACCUUGACGCAUGUGAUUUUUCGGAAUUGCUGGUUUCGUAAUCACAUAAUAGGUGAUGCGUUAUCAAAUCUUCGAGGGUGCAAGAAUUUGGUUUCACUUCGAUUUGAACAAUGUUUCGCACUGAUUAAUAAUGUGUUGAAACCACUAUCGAAGGUACGAUACCCAAAGCUAGAAUACUUUGAGUAUUCACCCCAAGCCUGGUCCUAUUCAGAAUGGGAUCAUUUUAGCAGGGAAUUGCCAAAAAAUGAACUUUCUUCGUUCCUAUCGAUAAACGGGUCGCAUUUGAAAGAACUCAAAUUGGGUAACAUGCUUCAUUGUUGUCCCGAGCUUAUUGAAGAUGUCGUAUUAUAUGGAUCAAAUCUGCGAACUCUUGAGGUCAAUAUGAAUAAUCUCGAGAGACAAAUAUUUCCGAUAUUGUUGGCAUGUAGACGUCUUGAAAGAUUGACCGUUCCAAAAGUUUCAAGGGCUUUCAGAUGUGAUGUAGAUUAUUUGUUGCCAGAUAUUGGACGUCGGAUGCCAUCCAGCUUGUCUCACCUGGAUUUACGCGGAUGGCCAUUUGCUCCUUCAGGAUUGAAGUCUUUUUUACAAGAAUUUGGAAAGCAGAUUAAGUUUCUUGCUUGGAAUGACACAGCAUCCAUCAAUCGUUACUCGGGUGUCAUAAAGGAAUAUACUGGAACUGCUGGGGGAUUAAUCAAGAAACUUCAUAUGCAAGGCGCAUGCGAUGAUAACAAUGAUCCCUAUGUAUUUCUUCAGGCGAUUCAUGAGUUUGAUUGA
This is a messenger RNA of Acaulospora morrowiae, 1569 nucleotides long. The record is from the annotation of a GenBank genome assembly. Lineage: Eukaryota; Fungi; Glomeromycota; Glomeromycetes; Diversisporales; Acaulosporaceae.